CUGGCCGUGCAAAACCCCGACCUGCACAACGCGGAGCUCAGCAAGAUGCUCGGCAAGUCCUGGAAGGCUCUGAGCCUCUCGCAGAAGCGACCCUACGUGGAGGAGGCCGAGCGGCUGCGGGUGAAGCACAUGCAAGAUUAUCCCAACUACAAAUACCGGCCCCGGCGGAAGAAGCAGGUCAAGCGGAUCUGCAAGCGGGUGGACCCCGGGUUUUUGCUGGGCAGCCUGACGCGGGACCAAAACGUGGUGCCGGAGAAGCAGACCUGCAGCCGGGCCAGUGGGGAGAGANNNNUCCGGGGAUACCGGGAGGCCCCGGGCAGCGGCAGCAGCACCAGCGUGGACACCUACCCCUACGGGCUGCCCACCCCCCCGGAGAUGUCUCCGCUGGACGCCAUAGACCGCGAGCAGAGCUUCUUCUCCUCACCCUGCCCCGACGAGCAUCACCGUUCCCACCUUGCUGGAGCCACCUACUCCCCGGAGUACGCGGGCAGCUCCCUUCCGUGCAACCACCACCCUCUCAGCCCCAUGCCGCAGCCCACCACCUGCAUGAUCCCCCCAGCCUCCAGCUGCCCUCCCCUUCCUCCUCCUCCUCCUCCCAGCUACUACACGCCUGCCUUCCCCUCCCUGCACCCCCCCAGCCUCCAUGCCCACCUGGGCCAGCUCUCCCCGCCGCCUGACCACCAUGGCUUUGACACCUUGGACCAGCUGAGCCAAGCUGAGCUCCUGGGGGAGAUGGACCGCAAUGAGUUUGACCAGUAUCUCAACAACCCCAGCCACGGCGACCACCACGGCGGGGUCUUGGUCAAUGGACAUGUCCCGGCGGCUGGUGGCUCCCACACCUCCGAGACCAGCCUCAUCUCUGUCCUUGCCGAUGCCACGGCCACCUACUACAAUAACUACAGCGUCUCCUAGACCUCCGGCCAGAGCCGCCUGGACCAGCCGAGGAAAGACCCGACACAGUAUUACGAGGCAUUGCUCCCCGGGGACAUCGCUCGCCUCCCCUCGGGGUGACCGAGUCCGAACCGUGAGGGUAGUGGAGUCUCCUCAGUGGCGUAGGUAAAGGAUUUCAGUCGUUGGCUCGCCACCGGUGCAAAGCCUCGGGUGCCCUGCUCCAAACGGGGCCGGGGUGGAUUUCCCAAUGCCAAAGCCCUUUGGCCAAGUCCCUCUUCCAAAGCAGAGAUGCCCCUGGGAGCGCGGGAAGGCUGCCCUCCAUUUCGGGGUGCCCCCAGCUCUGCUUUGGAGUCGGGAGGACGGCAGCAUCUUGCAAACAGCAGGUCUGAAGUCCUGGCAGGGCCAAAACCCCCUGGAAGGGGCAGGGAUGGGGGGAAAUGGGAAGAUUUUGGUAAAGGGGUGCACGGUCUACAAGCCGCUCUCGGCUCCUGGUAUCAGCAUUGCUGCAGCCGUCCUGACCUGCCUCACCGCACUGGCAGGGGUUAAACCUGCCUCGUCCCCCAGACCACGAGUUGGGGGCUUCAUCCCCAGAGGGGACGGGACACCAGGGAUGCUGCCGGGGUGGCCCCGGGGAUGCGCGGGGGGCUGCAGGGGGGCAGCCAGCCCCGAGGGCGCUCAGCCUGUGUGUUCUGGAGGAGGGUAAGAUCGGGACUUAGAAAGGCGGGAUCCGGCCGGCAUCCAUCCCCCCCCCACCACGGCUUCCCCUUGGUCUCCCACCAAAAACGCUCCCAAAGCGGGGGCGGCGUGAGCUGCCCUCCCUGCCGGGCUGGGAACGUGUCCCGGGAUGAGCACUUGGGCAAAGAGGUGAUGAUGUAGCAGACACGUUUUUUAUCAAACAUCCUUUGAAGGCGAAUGCUUCACAUUUCGAGCCGCAGUGCCCAAUGCCUCUUCUAACUCCGGCGUAUUAUUGCUUGUAAUAAAGCUGUACAUUGAUUUAUUCCUUCCAUUAUUCCUCCCCUCGGAUUUUGUAUUGCUCGAGUUCUCUUCCUUUUCAUAAAGAUGAAGCUUUAUUUUAAAUCAGUUAUAUGACAUGAUUAAUCUUAGUGUUUACUGUAUGGCACUUGGUAAUGAUUAGUUAGUAGCGUGGCUAUGAUUUUCUGGUUUCAGUCCCAAAUGUGUAUUAAUAAUAAUUGCAAAUAAUACUUAAAAAACCCCACAACUUCACAGGUUUUUAAGCUAAUGCAUUCCAUCUUUUUUGUGUGACUCUAUGCAUUUUGAAUGAGUGUAGAUACGAGUUUGCAUAAAAUAUUUAAUUUAAAUAAAUAUGUUUUUAUACGAUGAUUGUUUUAUGAUUUAAAUUGCUGUAGCUAUUGACAAAUUUUUCAAAACAGAAACAUUUCCUGUGUGAGUGCUAUUUUUUUAAUUUUUUUUUUGGUUGGUAUUUUCAGCCAAACUUUUCUACUUC
Molecule: messenger RNA, 2356 nt
Organism: Aptenodytes forsteri (emperor penguin)
Lineage: Eukaryota; Metazoa; Chordata; Aves; Sphenisciformes; Spheniscidae
Gene: SOX7
Product: SRY-box 7
Exons: 3
Biological process (GO): regulation of DNA-templated transcription; anatomical structure morphogenesis; cell differentiation
Molecular function (GO): RNA polymerase II cis-regulatory region sequence-specific DNA binding; DNA-binding transcription factor activity, RNA polymerase II-specific
Source: RefSeq, a predicted model, not a curated record